Halteromyces radiatus is the source of this 1051-nucleotide messenger RNA. Its product is annotated as flavin-adenine dinucleotide transporter. Gene Ontology annotation, cellular component: mitochondrion. Bases 47 to 979 code for a protein of 310 amino acids. Lineage: Eukaryota; Fungi; Mucoromycota; Mucoromycetes; Mucorales; Cunninghamellaceae. Gene Ontology annotation, molecular function: folic acid transmembrane transporter activity; FAD transmembrane transporter activity. The transcript has 6 exons. The record is from RefSeq and is a predicted model, not a curated record. Gene Ontology annotation, biological process: nucleotide transport; folate import into mitochondrion.
UUUUUUUUUUCUUUCUUUCUUUUAUAUAAUAGACUUUUCCAGCGUCAUGACUGAUACUAAAUCAUUCACAGCCUCGACUCAUAUGGAUCAAGCCUUGGCAGGAUUUGGUGCUGGUCUUAUCUCCACUACUAUACUUCAUCCUCUGGAUGUUAUCAAGAUCCGUUUUCAAGUGGAUGCUGCCAAACACUCAACAAAAAGACCUUUGAUUGGUGGGACUAUCAAGUCAUUUCGAGAUAUAAUUCAACAUGAAGGUGUUUUUCGAGGAUUAUAUCGUGGUGUUUCUCCUAGUGUUGCUGGCGCUACUGCAAGUUGGGGUUUUUAUUUCUGGUGGUAUAGUUUGAUCAAAAAACAAAUGAAAAAGGAUGAUCAAGGAAAACUAGCAGCUUGGCAACAUUUAUUAGCAUCAGCAGAAGCAGGAGCCAUUACUGCGAUCAUGACAAAUCCAUUAUGGGUUAUCAAAACAAGAAUGUGUACAACAACUAGAUAUACGGCUGAUGCAUAUACCGGAUUAUGGAAUGGAUUAAAUCGACUUGCCAAAGAAGAGGGAAUUCGUGGAUUAUACCGUGGUAUGGUACCUGCGUUGUUCGGAGUGUCUCAUGGGGCUAUCCAAUUCAUGGCAUAUGAAGAAAUGAAGAAAUGGAGAAAUGAUCUACGACAAGCUCAAGGUGAUAUUCCCAAGGAUGAACUCAAUGCAAAACUUAGUACAAUGGAAUAUUUAAUCAUGGCUGUUUCAUCGAAAACAACAGCUGCAGUGGUGACUUAUCCAUAUCAAGUAUUACGUAGUCGAUUACAGAAUCGUGAAACAAAAGAUGAAUAUCGUGGGGUCAUGGACUGUAUCAAAAAAAUCAAAUCUGCUGAAGGUUAUGUUGGAUUCUAUAAGGGCCUGGCGCCAAGUAUCAUUCGUGUCCUUCCUGGUACCUGUAUCACCUUUUUAGUAUAUGAAAAUAUGACUCAAUACUUCAAAAAUCAUGCAUCAUAAAUUUAGAAUAGACGUAAAAUUAGAAUAUAGAUUUAGUUUUUCAUUUUGAUUAUUUAUUUAUCUAUUUUUUUU